CUGCAAGUUUAUUAUAAAAAUGUUAGAAUACGACGACGUCCUGUUCUGACAUCGUUUUGUUCUCGCACAGUUCUGACAUAGUGCAUCAGUGAAAAUAGCACAAGCAGUGGCCUCGAAGCCGAAGUGCAGAGAAGUGCGUCGCCGGUUCUCGACUCGUCGUCAUGGCAACUGUCAGGAGCAAAACGGGUUUAAACCUCCUGACUCGUUCCUUCCUCCGGCGGAUUUCAGGCUUCAGUUACUCAAGCACACGGACGCUUGAAACCCUAGCCUUCGAAGAGCUACGAUCUUCCCCGGACAAGCCAUACACUUCAACGGCUUUUAUUCUCCAUGGUCUUUUAGGAUCUGGCCGCAACUGGCGUUCCUUCUCUCGAAAUCUCGCUUCCUAUCUUUCCAAUUCGUCUUCUUCUUCUUCUGAGUGGAGAAUGGUGCUUGUUGAUAUGAGGAACCAUGGGAAAUCUGCCGAUAUUGAAGGUCUGCACCCGCCUCAUAACUUAUUCAAUGCAGCUAAAGAUUUGGCUAAUUUGGUCAAAUCUCAUUGUUGGGCUUGGCCUGAUGUCGUUAUUGGUCACUCCAUGGGAGGCAAGGUUGCUCUCCAGUUUGCGCAGAGUUGUUAUCGUGGUGAUUAUGGAGAAUCUGUUGCUUUGCCCAAGCAGCUGUGGGUUUUGGAUUCUGUCCCUGGGGAAGUAGGCCUUGAAAAAAGUGAUGGAGAAGUCGAGAAAGUCUUGAAGACAUUGCAGAGUUUACCUUCACUAAUUCCUUCACGAAAGUGGCUUGUGAACCACAUGAUUGAACUUGGGUUCUCCAAGUCAUUAUCAGAAUGGAUUGGUAUUAAUCUUAAGAAAUCUGGAGAUCAGGAGACAUGGGCUUUUAAUCUUGAAGGUGCCAUCCAGAUGUUCAAGUCUUACAGGGAGACAUCAUAUUGGUCUUUACUGGAGCACCCACCGAAAGGAAUGGAAAUAGAUAUCGUGAUUGCGGAGAAGAGUGACCGUUGGGAGCCAGAUACAAUUCUGCGACUUGAAAGUCUUGACAAUCAGAAAGAAAAUGGUUCUGCGGGUAAGGUUGCAGUAUAUGUUCUUCCAAACUCUGGGCACUGGGUUCAUGUCGACAAUCCAAAGGGUCUUCUUCAGAUUGUGGCGCCUAAGAUAGCCUCCCUUCAAGCAUAAAUGCAUGGUGAUAGCUUUUUUUAAUGGAUUCAUUAUAAAGGGAGUAUUACGGGUAUUGUCUUUGACCCUCAUUGUAAUAAAAUACAAUUAAGAUAGUUGAUUAAUGAACAUAUCAUGAUUUAUGAAUAAUCUUCUAUUUUUUUUUU
This is a messenger RNA of Manihot esculenta (cassava), 1309 nucleotides long. Its product is annotated as protein ABHD11. NCBI's taxonomy places the organism in Eukaryota, Viridiplantae, Streptophyta, Magnoliopsida, Malpighiales, Euphorbiaceae. The transcript has 5 exons. The coding region runs from base 162 to 1163 and encodes 333 amino acids. The record is from RefSeq and is a predicted model, not a curated record.